This is a messenger RNA of Procambarus clarkii (red swamp crayfish), 4484 nucleotides long. RefSeq names its product glucose dehydrogenase [FAD, quinone]. The record is from RefSeq and is a predicted model, not a curated record. Lineage: Eukaryota; Metazoa; Arthropoda; Malacostraca; Decapoda; Cambaridae. Gene Ontology annotation, molecular function: oxidoreductase activity, acting on CH-OH group of donors; flavin adenine dinucleotide binding.
CAAUACAGACGUUGGGUACCUUCACCUCUCGGCUCUCUGGAUUAUCCAAGUGUCUCUCCACUGUGUUGUCAAGAGACUUCUCUCCAACCUCCAGCUACUCCUCUCCUGCUGCUGCUGCUGCUGCUGCCGCCCUCAGCCACCGUUGUCAUCACCUCCAACAACCCGGGGAGACUCAACAAGACCAGACCAUCGGGCGAUCGGUGGCGGACCCCCAACUAGAAAAAGAUGACCUCGCACUUAAUGGCCCUGCGGUCGAUCCCAGUGACCCUGCUGCGUCUGCUGCUGCUGGUGGUGCUGCGGGAGUCCGGCGACCACAACUACGACGCCUCCUUCAAGCUGCGCAACCAGUACGACUUUGUCAUCGUGGGAGGCGGGUCGGCAGGGAGCGUGUUAGCGGCACGCCUGACAGAGAUCGGGGAAUGGAGAGUGCUCCUGCUGGAGGCUGGAGGCACCCCUCCAGCAGAGAGUCAUGUUCCAGGCUUCAACCAGCUCCUCCUCCAGGGUGACGCAGACUGGAACUACUUCACCACUCCUCAGAGCAAGUCCUUCAAUGGUUUUACUGAUAAUCGUAUCCCUUUUCCACGGGGACGGGUUAUAGGCGGGUCCUCAGUCAUCAACUCCAUGUUCUAUGUCCGUGGCAACCGACGCGACUUCGACCACUGGGAAGCAAUGGGUAACCCAGGCUGGGGAUACAAGGACGUCUUCCCUUACUUUAAAAAGUCUGAAGACUACAGAGGCAAGGUCAACAAGAAAACAGCCCAUCUUCACGGAUACGGCGGACCCCUGACGGUGGAGAACAAGAAAUGGAGUACCCCAGUACUGAAGGGGUGGCUGAAGGCUGGGAGGCAGCUAGGAUACAACCUAGUGGAUCCCAGCGACCCUGACCAGAUAGGCUUCUCUGUGGUGGACUUCACAUCGAGGAACAGCCUGCGUUGGUCCACGGCCGAAGCCUUCGUCAAGCCCUCGUCCUCCAGACCCAACCUACACGUCGUCCUCAAUGCACACGUCACUCAGAUUUUGUUUGACGACUACAAAAGAGCAAUAGGUGUCAAUUUCCAGCACAGGGGCAAGGUAAAGUCAGUAUACGCCAGGCGGGAGGUGAUCUUGUCUGCUGGCGCCAUCAACUCUCCCCAGAUCCUGAUGCUGUCUGGCGUGGGACCCGCCGACCAGCUUUACCGCCACGGUAUUCCCCUGGUGGCCAACGUACCAGGCGUGGGCCAUAACCUGAAGGAUCACCCGUACCUCACCGGGCUGGCCUGGACCAUCAGGAAUGGUUCCUCCUUCAACAUCCUCGACAACGUCAACCCCAGAGUUCUCCAGAGGUACAUCCACGAGAGGGACGGGCCGCUGACUGGGACCAUCUCCAUCGAGGGAUACGCCUGGCCACUGUCUGGAGCUGGGGACCCUUACUGGCCUGAGGUCCAGAUCGCCUUCCUGCCCUUCACCAUCGGCAAUGAUUACGGCCUCAUCACCGCCCACAUUCUCGGCAUCAAGAGAGAUCUGUACCACAAGUAUUUCCACAGUCUGAGUGGGCGGGAAGGCUUCUCCAUAGGACCCUUCCUCACCAGACCCAAGAGUAAAGGCACAGUCACCCUCAGGUCCGCCGACCCGCUCGACCCGCCACUUAUCGACACCAACUUCUUCGACCACCCCGACGACAUGGCGGCGUUUGUCAGAGGGAUGAAGUUCUCAAUUCAAGUGGGGGAGUCACCAGCUCUGAAAUACGACUUCGAUGCCGUGUUCCACAACCAGGUGCUGCCGGGGUGCGAGUACGAGGUUCUCUACUCUGACAGGUACUGGGACUGCUACGCCAGAAGUCUCACGGGGACGACCUACCACCCUUCCUGCACCUGCAAGAUGGGCCCCAUCUCCGACCCCUACAGUGUCGUCGACGCCCAGCUCAGAGUACGGAGUGUAUCGGGUCUUCGCGUUAUAGACGCGUCCGUCAUGCCAGAGAUCACAUCAGGCAACAUCAACGCUCCCGUCAUCAUGAUCGCGGAGAAGGCCGCCGAUAUGAUCAAGCUGGACUGGGGAGCCCCCGUCGUCCCGCUGGGAUAAUACCGAGCUAGGAAAGAGGCGCAUUUGUAUGGGGGUUUAACAUGUUCCACCGAGUUAUACCGAGUCGUGUCGCCUGCUGUCGUGUUGAGAGGCGACGCGUUCGACACACGAUGUUUACUGGAGUGUUGCAAAUGCUGGUCGGUUAAUUCACCAGGAUGCCAUGCAUGGUUGCCAAUUGGUUCAGGUGGGGCCCAAACACACAGAACGUACAACGUUUCCUACGAGGUGAUCCGUCUUUACCAGAAAGGAACCUUCACCUAUCAACCACUUGUUUUUAAAUGCUCCACCGAUCUCUAUUGAAUGAGACGCCUCACAGAACACAGUCCGCUCUCUCUAUCUGAUUCUUGGUAAAAAAAUACAAGUUUUACCUAAUCAGAAAUGUACGAACCCAAGCAACCCACUUAACCAAUCGAGACCGAUGCAUAGGAAAACGUUAAUAUUACGGGGCUUUAAGUUUGACUAAUUCGUUACAUUUUUUUAGGAAAUUUGACGAUCCCGUAAAAACAAAUUGCGACGCAUUGAGGUUCUUAAGACUCGCAUGAGUGGUCUGAAAGCUGAACGCGGUGAAUAGGUUCAGGAACUAUUGUGGGAUCAGAUAAGUUAUUCGGCCACAAGCAAUCGUCCAUUGACCACCAUGGCGGUGGCUUCGUGGAGGGGUUGCAGCACCGUCCUGCCAUCCUAGUGACCCGGGUUCGAAGCGGCAAAUUAAGCUUUCAUUAACACUUGUGUGGAAUACUGUUGUUGAACUCUAAUCCAGUUUCACUCACCCUUGACUGACUGACUGAUUCAGUGAAGUAAGCUGAAACUAUAUUUAUUUUUAUAUACUAAACAAUUUGAGAAUAUUCUCAGGAACAAGUACAUUAGUUAAGUCUUUUAAACUUGCUUUCGAUAGACUUUUAUCGCUAGUGCAAAGUUACCAGACUUAUCUCAAAGUUUUUUAAGUGAUGUGCUGAAAACUUGGAAAAAUGUUCAUCUCUAAAUAUUGACAAACGUUCGUAUCUAUAGCAACGUUUUGUUUGAACGUGGAAGAUGCUAAAUGGUUCCAACCGUUGCAUCAAAACUGGAAAAAAACAUGAGAUUCUUUGUAUACAGCAAAACAUUUAGAGGAGCUCUGAUAUAAUGCAGGAACGUGGGAUAUGAUAAGAUACAGCCACGUUCACCAAACGUGGAGGAAACAAGAUACAAUCAUGCGCAUUAAACGUGGAAAAUACAACCAUACGCAAAAAAAAUGGGAAAAUACAACCAUAAAACGUGGGAGAUACAAACGUGGAUACGAUACAAACACCUGCUUAUGAUGUGAACCCCUAACUCAAGUUACAGGUCUGUCAUCCUAGUAUACAGGAGUGUGAUGAGGCUACGCUCAAGAACUAGUCUCUUGGUUGUGCCAGGGUUUGUUUUCAAAACAAUUGUCAUGUUAUUUUGAAGCCAUAUUUUAUUUCUGAGCUGUGGCUCAAUUUUAUUAGGAUUUGUAAUGCACCGAUUACAAAAAAUGCAUCGCAUUUUUAUUACUAUCAUUAUUAUUAUUUAUUAUAAACUUUCAAGAGGAGUCGGACUGCAUUUAUUAUGCUUGAUUGUACAGCUACCGCAGUCAUCCUAUGGCCAAAUAUUUGUUCCACUGCGGUAAAUGUACGCACCUAGAUUCAUUUUCAUAUGGUACAAAGAUGAAUUAAAAUUCUGCAUGUAUACAGUUCUUCCAUAAAAUGCUCAAGUCUGCAUGUAUUUAAUUCUGAAUGCCUCUAAGAAAACUUUUUUGUUUCUUUGUGUAAUUAAAAAUACUAAACAUGUUGCUCUUAACACAAAUGCUGUACAAAUUCCCUGUAUUUAAAAGUAAUAAUGUUGAUAUGACAAACAUGCACAAGCAUGUAUGUAAAUAAAAAUUACUAGACACGUCUGUCAAAACUAUUGACAAGAUUAAUAUAAUGUAUUACUGACGACGUGUGUAUUUAAUUGUUUAGUAUGAUGAUAUACAAAUCUAGCAUCGUCUAGAACUGAAGACGUGUCCAGAGAGGCCUGGAACGCAUGUCGUGUAUCUAGUAUAAUCUAGAACUUAAUAACUCAUGGAUCUAUAUUUAUAUGUCUUGUCCUAUCCUAGUGUGCCGAGUGUUCCCCCCCCCCCCCUAAUGUCCGGGGGGAAAUACAUUGUUGUAUAUUGUAUAAAUAUGAGUGUGUGUAUGCAAUUGAUCCACAUUGAAUAUAACAGAUUCGACUAGAUGCUUUCGGUCAAAGUAUAUGACCAUUGCUACAGGCAAAAUGCGGCAUGUGGCAGCAUUAGUCUUUGACAGUAGUCAUGUAAUGUGACUGAAAGCGCUCAGUCGAUUUAAUUUUCAACGUGGAUUACGUGCGCUUAUUGAGAUCGGUGUCUUUGAUCUUUAUUUGCUUUGAGUGUGUAUAUAUAUUAUAAUAAUAAACUUAUUCAUGGCGUAAAA